AUGGUUUUUAGAUUCUCAAUAAAUGGUAAAGCCUUAAGUAGUUUAACAUUAGAUGAAAUAUUUUCAGAAAUUAGAAAAAGAGAUCCAACCAUCAGCCCCUAUUUAAAAAAAUCAAUUUUAAGAAAUAAGUUAAGAGAAUUACUAGAACAAGAUUUAAAAAAUAAAAAUAUUAAUAAUAGUAAUAAAAGACCAUUGAGCGAUGAUGAAGAUAGUGAUGAGGAUAGUGAUGAUGAAAAAGAUGAUAAAAAUAUUGAAGAUAAUUUUGAAAAAUCAUUAGAUAGAUUAAUUUUAAAAUUUAAAAAUAAAAGAAUGAAAUAUGAAAAAGAAAAUUCAAAAAAAUGUUUAAAAUUAUAUAAAAAAGUAAAGAAACAAUUUAAAAUAAGUACAAUUUUAUAUCCAUCAUUAUCAAUAAAAGAAACAGAUGAAUUUAUUAAAUUUAUGGUUAUUAAAGUUAUAGAGAAUGAUUUAGGUUAUCAUGAUGACGACCACAAUAAAAUUAAACUAUUACCUCCACCAUCAAUUGAAUCAUAUUGGAAGAAAAUGGUAAAUAAUUCUGUACAAUAUAAAGAGUUUUUAAAAAUCAUUGGUAAAGAAAUUCAUUUUAAAUUACCUAAACAAAUUUAUAAAGAAAAAGUCAAACACCAUUCAUACCUAAGAGAAAAAUAUGAACACACUUUAAAACUCUAUUCAAACUAUUUUCCAGAAUCAUCAAUCAUUCAUUUAAAUAAAAAAAAUAAUGAAUCAAUUUGGCCAUUAAAUUAUCUUUCACCUUCAUACUCAGAUGCAGAUUCAAGUUCGGAUUCAGACUCAAGCUCAGAUUCAAGUUCAGAUUCAAGUUCAAAAGAAGAAGAAGAAGAAGAAUUGGAAGAAGAAUCAAAUAUUUCACCACCAAUAACAUCACCACCAAUAAAUAUUUUUAGUACUUGUUUUGGUUCAUUCUCAUCCUCAUCUUCAUGUGGUUCUUCAUCAGUGUCAUCAUCAGCUUCAUCAACACCUUGUUCAUCUCCAUUAAUUAGUAGACCAAUUUUAAGAUCAAAUUCAAUAACUGCUUUAGGGUCAAAUAAAACUAUUGAUAUUAUUAUUGAAUCAAAAACUGAAAAUUUAUAUUGUAGAGUUCCAAUAAAACAAAAUUUUUCAGAAAUUAUAAAAAGUUUUAGUAAAAGACAUCCAAAUUUUAAAUAUUAUUAUUAUAAUAAUCAAGUCUAUAAUAGUGAUACUCCAAAAUCUCUUGAUAUGGAUGAUGAUGAUAUCAUUGAAGCAAGAGAAGAAGUGGCAGAAAAUCUUCAAAAAGAAAUUGUACAAGAAAAAGAAGGAACAUUUUAA
Molecule: messenger RNA, 1323 nt
Organism: Dictyostelium discoideum AX4
Lineage: Eukaryota; Evosea; Eumycetozoa; Dictyosteliales; Dictyosteliaceae
Exons: 2
Coding region: 1-1323 (440 amino acids)
Source: RefSeq, a predicted model, not a curated record